AUGACUACAACGCCUGGUAUUCCUACAACUAAGAAAGAAGUUACAACAACGCCUGGUAUUCCUACAACUAAGAAAGAAAUUACUGCAACGCCUGGUAUUCCUACAACUAAGAAAGAAAUGACAACAACGCCUGGUAUUCCUACAACUAAGAAAGAAAUGACAACAACGCCUGGUAUUCCUACAACUGAGAAAGGUAUAUGACUACAACGCCUGGUAUUCCUACAACUAAGAAAGAAGUUACAACAACGCCUGGUAUUCCUACAACUAAGAAAGAAAUUACUGCAACGCCUGGUAUUCCUACAACUAAGAAAGAAAUGACAACAACGCCUGGUAUUCCUACAACUAAGAAAGAAAUGACAACAACGCCUGGUAUUCCUACAACUGAGAAAGAAAUGACAACAACGCCUGGUAUUCCAACAACUAAGAAAGAAAUUACAACAACGCCUGGUAUUCCUACAACUAAGAAAGAAAUGACUACGACGCCUGGUAUUCCUACAACUGGUAAGUGCAACGCACAUUUAAAAUUAAAUAUCUUCAUAUUUUAGUAUUUCGAAAAUCGAAUUAUAUAUUGGUAAUUUCGUUUGAAUUCAUGAUUUGUAAUGAUUCGUUCGGUAAUUUGCACUAUAUUAGAGAGUACAAACACUCCGAAAUCUGAAUGGUAGACGCAGGGCCGUUGUUAUAGGGGGGGGGGUGACACCCCUGAAAACGUCUUGUCGGCAAAAUAAUAGAUUUAUCGGCAGAUUUGUGUUUCGUAGUCAGCGAAAAUAUUUGAGUGGCUCUGACUAAAAAGUAAUAGUUAUAGAAAAUAAUUUGAUAAAUGUUACCAAAAAAUACCAAAUUACGGUACUGGAAGAUUUUUUACCUCCUCCGCCCCCCGCUCGCCAACAACUUUGGGAAAAGAAAUAUUAAUUAGCGACUGAAAUGUUGUCGGCAGAUGCGAUACUACCCCCCCCCUCAACCUCAGCCUCUCUACUACGGUCCUGGGCAGACUGUAUCCACGAAGGAUUACUCGAAAGGCGAGUCGUCUGCCAUGCAGGGAAUGCUGGGAUAAGUAAAAAUCUAUCUUCUUAAUGAUCCAUUUCAUUUCUUCAAAUCUAUUUAGUUCUGCCCCAAGAUAAUAAAUGCUCUGCAUACACAUGGCUGAAUGAAAGCAGCAGAAACCAGAAAUAUUCACAACCCGAACUCAAUUGUGACGGCGGUCUUUCAGGAUGGUACAGAUUUGGAGGUGGAGCUGGGAUUAAAAUGUCAUCAUCGUGUGUACCUUAG
Molecule: messenger RNA, 1266 nt
Organism: Paramuricea clavata
Lineage: Eukaryota; Metazoa; Cnidaria; Anthozoa; Malacalcyonacea; Plexauridae
Source: the annotation of a GenBank genome assembly